Molecule: messenger RNA, 1486 nt
Organism: Physcomitrium patens
Lineage: Eukaryota; Viridiplantae; Streptophyta; Bryopsida; Funariales; Funariaceae
Source: RefSeq, a predicted model, not a curated record
AGAACAGGAGGAGGAGGAAGAAGAAGUUGGGCAGCCAUGGCCGCGCUGCAGGUUUAAGAAGCCAUGGCGUGGGCCCAUCUUUACUUAUCCUUCGCUGCCCUUCUGACCCAUUUGUCUUUACCACCAUCACCUCACAGAUUUUUGUUUUUGCUGUUCCGUUUUCAGGAAUCUGUUCUUGCUCACUGUUGGGUUCCCUCACAAUCCUUUGCAUUGAUGCUUGUUUGUGAGUCGACGUGCACCUCAAACCUUGCUGGGUUGGCUUCGACACCCAUUUGUCAGCUCUGAAGAUGGCGCAAUUUACGAUGCAGAUGCGGGCGGUGACGAAUCUGGAAAGUUGUGGUCAAGCAGUGGCAGCGAGCAGGGAGAAUGGUUUUGGAAAGGUGGGGAUUGCGGCUGCUGCUUCGAGGUUGGCUAGUGGGUCGCAAGGAUGGCGGCCGGCUGCCGUGACGCACCUGCGAGUGGCCGCUGCUCGGCAUGUGACGUUUCAAAGGCAGUGCGAUUUACUGUUAGUGAGGGCUUCGGAAGAACCAAAUGGUGAGGGAGCGGGUGAUGACAUGAGCGGAUACGGUUUGGGUGGCAAGGGCUCCUUCUUCGGAUUCGGACGCUUUCAAGAGCUUCAAGUGGGUCGUCUAGCUAUGGUCGGCUUUGCGGCUGCUGUUAUCAUGGAGGUUAUUACUGGUAAGGGUGUUCUUGGACAACUAGGAAUCAACCCCCUGGCUGUGAAGGGACCUUUCCUUGCAGGUUUUUUGUUCCUCCUCAUCGGCGGACUUCUAGGUGGUUACGUUGUCAUCAACAACCCCCCUGACACCAGUAAAGCCCCUCCCAACGACGGUGAUGGGCUGCCUCGAAAUCCUCUGAAGACCUAUGAUCCUCAGAACAUUGAUCCCCUAACAACCUUCACGCGAGGUGGAGUAGUGGACCGACCCAGUGGACAGAAGGGAAAAGAGCCAUAUGUGUCUGACUUGGACCUUCCUCCCCCUAAGAAGUAGACAACACUAACUAGCCGAAAACCCCAGAGCUCGAAUCUUGAGGUUGCACAUGUAACAUAAUAUUGUCAGGGUGAUAUGCGUGUCAAGGAGAGCGGCCAACUGUCAGAGACCUGCAAGCAUGUUGUUUCAAGUAGGACGUGUUACCCGAGUUGUUAAGUAUACCAUGCAACCUGUGCUGUAGGCGUGGUACCACAAUAAUCUAUUUCAGCCUGACACUGUGACUUUCUCUGUAGUUCAAAUGACGAGCUAAAAUCUAGUAUGUAUGCGUCCGGCAAGAGAAGAUACUACUUUUGCUUUGUAAUUAGGUCGAUCAGAAUUUUUAUGUUAGGUUUCACGUCUACGGGAGCAAGAUUAUUGUGUUAUGUACACAAAAUCGCUGGCCUUUCAGAAAUUUAGCAUGCAUCGGCUGCAAAGUCUGCAGCGUUGUUCAGUGCUUGUAACUGUCCUCAACAUGUAUCAUUUUUAAAAAAAUAAAAUAAGAAAUAGUUACAACUAAA